AUGGAAAAGUUCACAAAAACCAUAGGAGCUAGAACAGAGUUCGACGAAAUAAGUGCAGUCGCUUUAGCAUUGCAAAGGAUUUUCGGUCAGCAAGUCCUAGAUCCAGAAUGGACUUGGAAAAAAUACUUCAUAUACCAUAUAUCCAACCUAACAUUAUUCGUUUACGUAUUCUUUGGGACAUUAGAAUGUCUUAAGACCACAAACGACAUGGAACUUGCAGCUGAAGCGUCUUACACUUUGAUAAUGAUAGCAAUAUUCCCCAUCAAAAUGCUGCUUUUUAUUAAAAACAGAUUUACUUUCAGAAAGCUUUAUCUUACAGCUAAAACUACUCUAGUUGAUGUCAUAAAAGCUGAUACUUCUGUGAAUAUAAAAAAUGUUUUUAAAACUGCACGAAAGAUUGUCUUUUGUUUGUUCUUAUUUGUAUUGGUCCCGAUAUCUAUAUAUGAAGUAACGACAUUAUGGUACUAUAUCAAUGGGAAAAGACCAUUGCUGUCUAGAUCUACGGUGACCUUGAUGCCUAUGACCACACCAUACUAUGAGAUUGCUUGGAUUCUUCAUACAAUAUUCUUGAUCGAAGUAUCAACAACUAUAAUUUUGGACUUGUGGUUCGUUUUGCUUAUUUAUUUCCUGUCUCUUGCGUGCGAUAGUAUAACAAGAAGUCUCAAGAUACCUUCAAAGGGUGGCAACGAGAGUAUUGAAGCAUACGCAAAACGAUUGAACGAUAAUCUACGUAACUUUUAUAAAAUACAUGUAGAACAAGCACAGUACAUGAAUUUACUAAGCAGCAUGUACAAAUGGUUAGGCUUUGUGCCUCUAUGCAACGCAGCGAUGUGCACUUGCGUUAUUUUGCUUCUAAUGAGCAAAGAAAUUAAUUGGAAAUUCGCUCCCCACGUGUUGCCGAUGUUUGCAGAGAUUUUUGCUUACAACUGGUUCGGCGAACAGAUUAAAACAAAGGCUCAAAAUCUACGUCUCGCUCUUAUGAACUACGAUUGGACGUGCAUGGAGUUAAGGGACAAGAAGAAUUACUUAAUUAUUAUGACGUAUAUGAAGAAGACGUUUGGUAUCAACACAGCAGUUGGCAACGAUUUGUCUUUAAUCACUAUGACCGCUGUACUGAAAAUUAGCUACAAAGCAUUCACCGUAUUGAAAACUGUGUCUAAUUAAAACAGAUUCUACAAUUAUAAAAUUAUCAUUAAUGUUUUAAAUUAAUUGCACAUUUUGCACAGGCUUUUUAAAUACAAUAGGCAUAGGCAAAUUCUGAGUCAACAAUAAUGAAAAAAUUAAUUAAAAACCUAA
This is a messenger RNA of Bicyclus anynana (squinting bush brown), 1296 nucleotides long. RefSeq lists its product as uncharacterized. Bases 1 to 1164 code for a protein of 387 amino acids. The record is from RefSeq and is a predicted model, not a curated record. Gene Ontology annotation, molecular function: olfactory receptor activity; odorant binding. Gene Ontology annotation, cellular component: plasma membrane. The transcript has 5 exons. Gene Ontology annotation, biological process: detection of chemical stimulus involved in sensory perception of smell; sensory perception of smell. Lineage: Eukaryota; Metazoa; Arthropoda; Insecta; Lepidoptera; Nymphalidae.